UUCUCAUGAAAAAACAAGUGGGGUAGUGGGAAUGUUGGUUUAGUUUUGGGCAAAAAAUUGAACUUCCAAUAUAAAUAAAGUAUACCGCACUCAUGAUUACACCUCUUGGUGGAGUCUCAAUUUCUCCUCCCGUCCGCUUUAUCACCUUCAAACCGACGAAAAGCUUGUUGCCCUUUUUCUCAAUCCGAAAGGGGAAGUGUUUGUCGUACUUUUCUCUCUUCUCCCUUACUCCUCGAAGGAUGCCUCGCGCUUCAUCGAAGAAAACGGGGCAAUCUAAUUCUACCGCUGCUAACGCCUCUGGCGAUCUCUUCCGCUCCGUUUCAAAUAAAGCUAGUUCAAAGGAGUUGGAAAGAAUUGAUCACUUGUUCUAUACUUAUGCCAAUAGAUCGUCCGGUGUGAUUGAUCCAGAUGGUAUAGAGACGUUGUGUUUAGACAUGGAAGUCGAUCAUACUGACGUCAGAGUAUUAAUGCUUGCUUGGAAAAUGAGUGCUGAGAAACAGGGUUACUUCACUCUGGAGGAGUGGCGGAGAGGCCUCAAGGCUUUGAGGGUUGAUACAAUUGCAAAAUUAAAGAAGGCACUUCCUGAGCUUGAGAAAGAGGUUAAAAGGACAUCAAAUUUUGUAGGCUUCUAUCAGUAUGCAUUCCGUUACUGUUUGACAGAGGAAAAGCAGAAGAGUAUAGACAUUGAAAGCAUUUGUCAAUUGUUGGAUCUUGUACUAGGAUCUCAAUUCAGAGCCCAAGUUGAUUACUUUGUUGAAUACUUGAAGGCGCAGAAUGAUUACAAGGUCAUAAACAUGGAUCAAUGGAUGGGAUUUUACCGAUUCUGCAAUGAGAUAAGUUUUCCAGACUUCAGCAACUAUGAUUCAGACCUUGCUUGGCCAUUGAUCCUGGACAACUUUGUUGAUUGGAUGAAAGCAAAGCAGAGCUUGUAAUGCCCAUCAGCAAAUAUUCUGCUGUCAAAUCGAAUGUUUUUGUGGAGGUACAAACAAUUUUAUGCAUUGCAACAGAAGAGCCAUCGUAAAUCAGAGUUUACUCAUGCUUAUUCUUGAUGUGAAAUAGCAGGAUUUUGAAUGGUACCCAUUUUAAGCCACAGCAAUACAUCCCGCCUCCAUUAUUAUUGUUCAAUUUGCAAACCUGACUCAUGGGAGAUGUACUUGUUGAAUAUUUUUGACAUAUAGUCGUUUCAUCUGUUGUGCCUAAAUUUUUUUUUUUUUUUUUUGUUUCACUCAUUGUUUUUACGGUUGGUAUUCAUGAUGCUUUUUAAAAGAGUAAAGAAAAAAGAAAUGAUGUACUCAACAAUUGUUUUUUGGUAUUUUAGCAGUUGUAUCAUAUGUGAUAAUGAACUUG
This is a messenger RNA of Amaranthus tricolor (Joseph's coat), 1347 nucleotides long. RefSeq lists its product as uncharacterized. The record is from RefSeq and is a predicted model, not a curated record. Gene Ontology annotation, cellular component: ubiquitin ligase complex. Gene Ontology annotation, molecular function: ubiquitin conjugating enzyme binding; ubiquitin-like protein binding; cullin family protein binding. Lineage: Eukaryota; Viridiplantae; Streptophyta; Magnoliopsida; Caryophyllales; Amaranthaceae. Bases 93 to 932 code for a protein of 279 amino acids. Gene Ontology annotation, biological process: protein neddylation; positive regulation of ubiquitin-protein transferase activity. The transcript has 9 exons.